GACCCUCCCGGGUGGCUGCGUCCGCCAUGGACGAGAAUGACGUCGGUGGGAACCUCAAAGCCAAGAUCCAGCCCCGGCGGCCGGGGGAGACGAUCAAGGUUGCCGAAACCGUCUUGAGGCGACGGGACCGAAACCUCAAAGCCCAAGCGAAGCGCGCGGAGCAAAUUCAGCAGCAGAAGAAGAAAGCCAAGCAUACCAAAGGCAAGCUGAAGAUUAUCAAAGCAGAGACGCUGAUCAAGGAUGCACGGCUGAG
This is a messenger RNA of Symbiodinium sp. CCMP2456, 253 nucleotides long. The record is from the annotation of a GenBank genome assembly. Lineage: Eukaryota; Dinophyceae; Suessiales; Symbiodiniaceae.